AUGAGCUAUUUUUUCUCUUCAAUUUUUGGAAACGACGAAAAACAAGCUUCGAAUUCCCCUGUAAAAUCCACGGAAGAGGAAAAGCUCACAAAAACAGAAGGAAAACAAAACGAACAAGAAGAACAACAGUCCGAAGAUACAAUGGCUACUCCUCGAAAGGGCUGGUUGGACUGGCCGUUUUGGAAAAGGAACGAUAAUUCUGGUGGGGGGCCUUUUAACGCGUUUCGUAAAAAUAAAAACCCGGCAGCUUUCACUUGGCGUAAAGAUUUAAACUAUGCGACGAAGCCGAAGGAAUAUGGGAAAGGGGAAGGAUCGAAAGAUCUGGCGGCGUUGAAUGUUGGCACAAGUUCCUCAGAAAGCGGCGAGGAAGAAGGACAAAGUAAAGCGACAGAAAGUAUAACCAAGACGGGAAAUACAGAUGGUGGAAAAAGUUCUAUGAGGUAUGUAAGAAUAUUUAUUCUUAUAUCUGCACGAGAGUUUAUGAAAGUCAAUAUUUAUCGUAAGAAACAAAGUGUUCAAGUGAAAUUUAAAAAUCAGUUUUAUUUAUUUUAAAAUUAAAUAAAUUUGCAUUUUAAAUAAAUUUUGCAUCCGUAAGCCCGGAUCUUCAUCAGUGCUAAUCUGAUAUGCGACUUGUUUAAUUCACAAGUAUUUGAUUAAAUUAAGUGGCGCAAUAAAUUAGACAACAUAAAUUUUAUGAAACAGAAUAUUUUCCAAGAUUAUAUACAUGGACGGUUAUAGAUUCUGUAAUGGAAGAUCUGACAGGUUUAUAUAAACAUGUAAAACCUGUCUGAAUCCGCCCCUGCCAAAUUUAUUUAAAUAUUAUGUUCUCUUGACAGUGUCCUUGAAAAAGACGUACCUUUGGUCACAUACAAUGACAGGCCAAAUGGUGCAAAAGAUGUUGCCCUCAACAUGAGAAAGGUCGCAGCCUUGAGAGACAAGAAGCAGAAUGAUUUACAGACACAGCAAGCGACUGCUUUCAGUGUGGGAGUACUAGAGGAAAAAUACUCUCCAACUGGUCAAGGGUUGAAGCCGGAAAUUAAAGGUAUGGGCACAAAAUUAUAGUUUGGUAAUCUCGUACCUAGAGCACAAAAUAGGAAAGUACAGCAGAAGUGUAACUUGAGUCGGUGUUUACGUCCACGAAAAUUUUAACUCGUGGCUAGUACAGCCGGAAGUUUUUAUCAGGUUUUGGUAGGUACAAAGUGCCGGUUGUACUAGCCAGGAUGGCGUGAUCGAUGACGAAUCGCUUGUAAAAACGCGGACAAAUACUUGCUUGUGUGAGACUUCUGGAGUACCUUCCUAUUCUGUGCCUAGAGUACGUACGUUCGCAUGUAGGUUCGAGCAAUGCGAGAUUGGUGUAGUAUGUAGCUUUAUUAUUUGUUGGUGGCAUUGACGGUGGGAAAUCGAAAAAUAUAUACAGACUUAAUUAUAUAAAGAUCUUUUAUAUUAUCUAAUAUAACUGUAUGAUUUCGUAAAUGUGUCAAGAUAAACCUGUAACAAGAUAAAGUGCGACUCUAAAGACUGGGCGCGAUUUUUCGAUUUUCACUGACCGAUAACUUUAAUUAUACUUUCCGGAAGGGUAUAUUAUGUAGAAUCUAUCAAUGGUAUUCUACGGUCUCUCGAACCAUCGGUACUCGAAACUUGUGUCUUCAGCGCUACCCAUGGGGGAUCCUCAUAAACUUUCGUUGAGCAAAACGAACCCCUAAUUACGCCACAUGCUUGGAAGUGUUAUAUCACUAUCAGUGUUGCGCAGAUUAUACUGGGGUCUCCAAGUCUAAAAAAACGUUUCCUUAGGUCUAGUAUCAUCUGCGCAGGCUACCAGUAGUUCAGCGAACAAACAGAAAAUAGACGCCACGGCCAAAACUAAGAAAGCUAUCCGACAACUACCAACAACACCAAAAGAACAGAAACGCGUAGGCACCCCACAAGCUGUUCCAACAAAUACAAAAGCAACUCCACGUCAAGAAACCGUUCCAAAAUGGAACCCCAACACAAAAAUCGUCACGGAGAAAAAGAACGCCGAAAGAAAACCUGUCGAAAAUACUAAAAAAAUUGACAAAAAGAACGAGGCGAAAAAAGUUGGGGAGACGAAAAAGACGGUUGUUAAAAAGAACGAUGGACUAAAUCAAUUUCAAAAACCUGUUCUUCAGAAGCCAGUGGUUCCACGACCAAAUUGCGCAAAAAUCGACGAAAAGCCGUCCAUAUCGUCAAGUCCCAACAAAACUGUUGCCAAGACAGGCGCUGGUAGCCAACUUAAACAAAAGGUAGGACGUAGUUACAAUCAAUUCAAGAGUUGUCCGAAAUUUUGGAUUAGUUGUUGAUCCCAUCAAUGGUGGUUUCAGUGACGUGACAAAAGGGUUAGCCUAUUAAACUACUCCUAGGUACCUAAAUAAUUAUUAGUAGAUUUUUGAAAUGUUGUCAGCCAAUUUCAAUUUCUGGGAACCGUACAGGCGCAGAAGCUAUGGGUACCAGGUUGGUCAAUUUCUUACCUGAAUACUGUAGUGAUCAAAGUAUAAUUUUGGGCUCAUAAUGUUCACUGCCGGCUCUCUAGGAAAAAGAACUUGCGUGACCCCGCUUGUAAUAGCGUGCAUAUCAUUGAUGCAUAUCCACAAAAAAUUCAAUAUCGCAGAGUAGAUCAGAUAUAGUGGUUGGAGCAAAAAAAACGUAACCGCCACCACGCCAUGAUUUGCAAUCGUAAUGCUGUCGCCAUGUUCCUAGCCUGGCUACCAUAUUCCCAGCCAAUGAGCUUACGAGAGGCACUCGUCCCCUGAAUGUCUAAGCCAAGCCUACCAUUUUGAAUGUUUUUAGAGGGUUGACGGCCUCUCCUUAGCGCCAGGAGAGGCUAGAAACGUGGCGACAGACGACAGUAUUGCGAUUGCAAAUCAUAGCAUGGCGGCGGCUACACUAACAUCAAAAGUGCCGACCACAAUCGGACUUCUGUAUGCGUUUGUUCUGUGCCAAGAUGGCGUUCACGAUAUUUCAAGAACCGAGUAUAAUUUUUAGAAAAAUGUAAAGCGAGACAGACUUCUCAGUAUAUUGCUGUAUCGCUUUAGCAGAUGUCUAGUUGACUACCAUCAGUUGUUCCAUGAAGAUUACUAAUAUAAAACCUAUACCAAUAUAUUGUUAACGUUCGAUAUGGAUCGUAUUUUAGGACGCAGCCACAAAGCAAAUAGCCGAGACUGGGAAGCAGAAAAAUGUAGCAACCGGAAGCCCCGGAUUGGCUAACGUGACCGUUCCAAAGUAUACUAACAUAACCUCUAACCAGCAACGACCUGCUCCCGAAGGUUUCAAAACCCAAAAUCUUCCACCACAAAAUCAAAGACUAACACGACUACAAAAUCCUGGCGCUCAAGUUCCGAAACGAAAUAUUGUUGCCAACACCGGUCUCAAAAAUGGUUCAAAACCUUCAACUCUUCAGCCUUCACAACAGCAACGUGUUGGCCCACAGACUCCUAAGUCCCAAAAUAUUGGUCCACAGAGUGCUAAAUCACAAAACAUUGGUCCACAAUGUCCCAAACCGGGUACACAAGAUCCUAGAGUACAAAUCCCUGUCCAGCAAAACCAAUGCCCAAAAUCAAACCAUAGCCCACAAGUUGGUCCUAAACAGAUAGCGUCCCACCCCCAAGCCGUAGGCGUGCAACCAUCUCAUAUGCAAAGCCCAAUGCCUCAAGCUACUAACCACCAAUUUCCCAUUCCGCAAAAUACAUCUGAAAUUGGACCACCUUUAAAACGGCCUUACUCGGAAGUCGCGGACCCCCAGCAGCCUAGCGCGCAACGAAUUCGCCCUGAAGGUGUCAGCCCACAAUCUUCAUCAAAUCGAACCAACGUGAAACAAAAACAGCCCACGAACAGACGCAAAGCUCCAGGUCUUGCAAAACCUGUCAAACCAGCUGGCGAGACGCAGCCGGUGAAUGGCGAAACAACGCAGCAAGAUCCGAAAGAAGCCGACAACGUGCCGAGACGCAAAAUCUUGUGUUCUAGGGAUGGUCGAGAGGUUAUUAUCGAACCCAACAUGCCUGUAACUUUGCCCGGGAGUUUAGCUCACGCACAAGGAAAUAAAAACGUUUCAAGACCAACAGAAACGGAGAAAAAAUGUCCUGUGCAAAAUACCAUGCCAAAAACCAAACCCGAGUUUCCCGUCAAACAAGAAAAGCUCGCUCAGCAGGUUAAACCGGUCAAACCAGUUAUGAAGGAUGCGUCAACAUCUACGCUUGCACCAAUUAGUACCCUCGUUGACGCCGCUGUACAAGUGCCCGACGAGGAAGAGAACGCGGGCGACGAAAUUCACAGCCUACUUGUGAAACGACCUUGGGAUACCGAACGAGUGAUGAAAAUGCAAGUUCACCUGGACGAGAAGCUCGUUGUGAUUACUAGAAUGAGGGAGAUGUUACGUAAACGAAGCGAUGAGGUCAAAUCCAUGAAAAAACGUUGUUCAGAGCUCGAAACGGUCAUCAAGGCAUCAAAUAUGCAAGGGAAACCGCAGCUUGUCGCGCAAGUGAACGAAAUGACCGAUAUCAAGAACGAAUUGGUGGCCGAGGUCACGAACUUGACCGUGGAACUCGAGAAAGAACGCACGAACGUCAAAAGUUUGAAAACGGAACUCAUCGACGUCAGAGCACAGUUGACUACAGCUCGGAAAAAAGCCGCGAACCCGACUGGCCAAUAGGGGUGAAGGACGGCGUAGCAUUGACCAAUCAGGUCCAAGGUACUUUAGUAUGUGUAUUUUACUAAAAAAUAG
Molecule: messenger RNA, 4735 nt
Organism: Paramuricea clavata
Lineage: Eukaryota; Metazoa; Cnidaria; Anthozoa; Malacalcyonacea; Plexauridae
Source: the annotation of a GenBank genome assembly